UCACGUGAGAAGCUGAUGACAAAAGUCCCCCAGCCCCUCGAAGGACCCCAGAGCGAGCGGCCUCACGCUGCGAUCCGGCGGCGGCGGGGCACUGGCCCUCUCCGCGCCAGGCAGGUGACAGCGCCAGGACACGGCGGCCGCCAGGGCCGGCCCGAUAGCAUUCCCGGCACUCCGAGAGCCCGGCACGCCGGGCGGAGUGCCCUCCGCUCCGCACCCCCACCUGUUGUGAGCACCCCCCUCAAAGCCCCGAGUUUCUCCUGUCCCAAGUGCUUUGGAAACGGUCAACGGCCGGGAAAUGUGACAGUGACAACUACCAUAAAUAUGCAGGAGAGAUGCGGCCAAAGUAGCAGACACGCGGGGCCGGCGCUGGCAGGGGACGGGCAGCUGGAGCCGGGCCCGAGUCGCCGCAGCGGCGCUGCGAAGGCCGGGCGGGCGACGCCGACACCCGCGGGGCACCGAGGCUGCGGCGACGGCGGCAGCGGCAGCGGCGGCGGCGACGGGGACCUCGGACGGGCGGCUGCGCCCCCAGCGGACAGCGGGCAGCGGGCUCUGCUGCCCCCGGGCUCCGCCGCCGACCCUCCCGGCCCAGAGCCCCGCAGGAGGCGCCCGCUGUCCCCAGCCGCGCGACCCGGCCGCAUGGAGCCCGGUGCGGCUCCCCGCUCCGCCGACCCCUCCGCCAGCGCCCGCCACGGCGACGGCAGAAAAAAGAUGGCGGCGGCCGUAGCAGCGGCGGCGGCGGCGGCGGCUGCCUCGCACGCGUCGCUGACGCCAAUGGCGCGCGCCGGCCGGCGGGCUGCGGACGGCGGCGGCGGCGGCUGCCCGGGCGAGGGGCGGGGCGAGGCGGGGAGGGGGCCGGCCGCGGGCGGAGGCCGAGCCGCAGGCUGGCGGGAGGCGGCGGCGGCGACAGCGGCGGGGACGGUUGGCGGCGCGCGGAACAUGGCGGGCGUCGGCGACGCGGCCGGCCCGGGAGAAGGCGGCGCGGGCGUCCAGGCGGAGCAGCCAGACCGCGGUGGCGGAGGACACGGGCCCCCGCCGGCACCUCAGCACACGGAGACGCUGGGCUUCUACGAGAGCGACCGGCGGCGGGAGAGGCGCCGCGGCCGCGCAGAACUUUCAUUGUUGAGGUUCCUCAGUGCUGAACUAACCAGAGGGUACUUCCUCGAACAUAAUGAGGCCAAGUAUACAGAAAGAAGAGAAAGAGUGUACACUUGUAUGCGAAUACCAAGAGAAUUGGAAAAGCUGAUGUUUUUUGGAAUCUUCCUGUGCCUGGAUGCCUUUCUGUAUGUGUUCACUCUGCUUCCUUUAAGAGUUUUUCUGGCACUAUUCAGGCUCCUCACCCUGCCUUGUUAUGGCUUAAGGGACAGACGUUUACUUCAGCCUGCCCAGGUGUGUGACAUUUUGAAGGGUGUCAUUUUGGUAAUUUCCUAUUUCAUGAUGCACUAUGUUGACUACUCGAUGAUGUAUCACCUGAUAAGGGGGCAGUCUGUCAUCAAGCUCUAUAUCAUCUACAACAUGCUUGAGGUAGCCGAUCGGCUGUUUUCAUCAUUUGGACAAGAUAUACUAGAUGCUCUCUACUGGACGGCGACAGAGCCUAAAGAAAGGAAGAGAGCCCACAUCGGGGUGAUUCCUCACUUCUUCAUGGCUGUUCUCUAUGUGUUCUUGCAUGCAAUUCUCAUAAUGGUUCAAGCAACAACUCUCAAUGUAGCUUUUAACUCACACAACAAAUCACUGCUUACCAUCAUGAUGUCUAACAAUUUUGUUGAAAUUAAAGGAAGUGUUUUCAAGAAGUUUGAAAAGAACAAUCUCUUUCAAAUGUCAAAUAGUGAUAUUAAGGAAAGAUUCACAAAUUAUGUGCUUUUGCUAAUAGUGUGUUUAAGAAACAUGGAACAGUUUUCCUGGAAUCCAGAUCAUCUCUGGGUGCUGUUUCCAGAUGUCUAUAUGGUGGUUGCAUCAGAAAUCGCAGUGGAUAUUGUAAAGCAUGCAUUCAUCACCAAGUUCAAUGACAUUACUGCAGAUGUCUACAGUGAAUAUAGAGCCAGUCUUGCUUUUGAUCUUGUUAGCAGCCGACAGAAAAAUGCAUAUACUGAUUACAGCGACUCUGUAGCACGGAGAAUGGGCUUUAUUCCUCUCCCACUAGCUGUUUUACUCAUCAGAGUCGUAACAAGCUCCAUUAAAGUGCAAGGGAUCCUGUCCUAUGCCUGCGUCAUACUCUUCUAUUUUGGGUUGAUCUCCCUGAAAAUACUUAACAGCAUUGUGCUGUUGGGGAAAUCGUGCCAAUAUGUGAAGGAAGCCAAGAUGGAAGAAAAGCUGUUUAAUCCUCCCCCAACCAGCACUCCAGGCAAAUCAUCCAGCAAAUCGCAGAGCAAAUGUAAAUCCUCACAAGGCCUUUCCACAGAAGAAAACCUGUCUGCUUCAGUCACCAGCCAGCCUGUUCUUCAGAAGGAAAAUGUCACACCAUUACUUGUGACCAGCAAUUCUGAUCAAUUUCUGACGACUCCAGAUGGUGAUGAAAAGGACAUAACACAGGACAGCUCCGAAUUAAAACACAGAUCCUCAAAGAAAGAUUUGCUAGAGAUAGACAGGUUCACAAUCUGUGGAAACCGGAUUGACUGACGCCUGUGGCUUGUAUGCUGAGGCUGCUGGACCCUGGGCAGCACAUGUUGCCGCCUGGACAGACAGGUGCCGGGAUGGCACUUAAAUAUUUAUUUAAAAACUUAAAUUAUUAAUGGCAAGCAAAUCUUAGUCUGUUUCUUCCAGUGAUGUGGUCUGGCUGAAGGUCAGAUCACAGAGCACCGGUGACCUCAGCCUUGACUCUGGGAAGCCGGCGGCGACUGGUGGAGUGGGCCAGGCGGCGGCAGUGGCUGGAGCUCUUUGCCACCUCAGCCUGGGCUUCAAGGGAGCGACGAGCUUGCCCAAGGCCUCUUCAAUGUGUGGAGCUACCUGGGAAACUGUGAAGCUUCUACCGUGAAACACCUUCCACUCACGCUGUUUUCACAAGCAUUUUCCAGCCUUCACCUGCCAAAGCAUCAAAAAAUUAAACAUAAGUCAAGAUAAGUGUCCUCACCACCAGAAUAUCCUAAAGAUACAUCUGAAUCAAAAUAAAAGGCUACCUUAAACGGGACAUAAUGAAUAACAGCAUUUCAUAGAAAUAAUUUUUAAAAGCCCUAUGCCAGUUCAUUUAUUUAAAACAAAAAAAAAAAUUUAAAGUUAUUCACCGCUGAGAAAAUACUUCAUUAUUUUUCAGUUUACUUUCUAAAGCAAAAUGUGAGUUGAGUAAUAUAUAAUUGCAGUGAGUAAGAUAGGAAUUUUAGUACAGAAAGGCAUUUUAUAACUGAAAAAACAACAGUGCUAACUUUAAGGUAUGGUUAACUGGAUUUGCUUUAAAAUUAAUUCUUCAUUGAUUGUUGACAGCUAAAGGAUUGGGUGCUCAUAGGCUGAGAAAUUGUGAGUGUAAGAAAUUCAAAACUGUCAACUUUAACUGGAUUUUGAAAGUAAGUUUUAAAUACUCCAGAUGGAUUGAGCAACAUCCUCUGGCUGGGGCUUACGCUGUGCAGUGCCUUCCUCCUCCCCGGGAUGUCGGCGGGCCCCUGUCCCACAGACCGGUGUCCCGUGUGGGGAGGGAGCAGCAGCAGACGUACACCAGGCAGGGCCUCAUAUGGAAGCCAGCCCCCGUGUUCGGGGUCCGCAGACGCGUGUCCAGCGGGGGCACUAGAGUGUGGAUGACCGGAGCAGCAGCCGCAAGGUGCUUCCAGGUUUCCUUUGUGAUCAGGGUUCCGUUUCUGCUUUGGCACUACUUCACGGCUUGCAUCGCAGGACAAGUUAUUUCUGCCCCAUUUUGUCCUGAGAAUUCUUCCUGCAUUUCUAUAAAAAUUGUUACCGCUCUGGCUUUAGAACUGUCCAGAUGGUGGUACUGUUGGCUUUGGUGUUUGGAGGCUGCAGUCCAGCCUCACACAGCAGGUUCAGGCUCCUCUGUGCAGAAGGCCAGUGUUCAGUGUCGUCAGAUUCCUGGGAAAGUAUACCAAGCUUUCAUGCUUUGGCUUGUUCCUUGGAAAUACAAAAGUGAAUGUUAGCAUUUUGCACCCAUUAAAGAAAUUUAAAGAUUGAUGUCAAAGAGAUUGUACAGAAAUGCCUUGUGAAACCAGGAAAUAUGUUUAAGUUGAAACAUAAGAUUUGAAUUGUUUCAUAUACAUUUCAUUGGACUCCCCCCUCAUUUUAAGUCUACUUUUUUUUUUUUUUUCAUCUCCUUUUCACCAGCAAAAGGAACAGUGUUCAUUGUGAAUAGGAAUAGUUUGGAGAGGGGUUUGCUAGAUACAGCCCUGCUCAGAGCAAGAACAUGGUUCGGGUAUCUCUUUCGGUUCCGCUUGAAUUACCUUGUUACUGGGCUGUUGUUUUCAGGAGACUUUGAUUUCCUUCGCAGAUGCUGUCCGGAGUAUGGGAUGAUACUCACUUCUUCUGUCAUAACGGCAUUCAGUACUAAUUUUAUAAGUGCAUCUUGUGUGAAACUCAAUAAAUUCAAUUUUGUAAUCUUUUUUAAAAA
This is a messenger RNA of Cavia porcellus (domestic guinea pig), 4537 nucleotides long. RefSeq names its product transmembrane anterior posterior transformation 1 (gene Tapt1). Lineage: Eukaryota; Metazoa; Chordata; Mammalia; Rodentia; Caviidae. Gene Ontology annotation, cellular component: endoplasmic reticulum membrane; ciliary basal body. The transcript has 14 exons. The record is from RefSeq and is a predicted model, not a curated record. Gene Ontology annotation, biological process: positive regulation of cilium assembly. Bases 16 to 2613 code for a protein of 865 amino acids.